This is a messenger RNA of Haliotis rufescens (red abalone), 3551 nucleotides long. Its product is annotated as putative L-amino-acid oxidase YobN. The record is from RefSeq and is a predicted model, not a curated record. Gene Ontology annotation, biological process: amino acid catabolic process. The coding region runs from base 124 to 1998 and encodes 624 amino acids. The transcript is spliced from 8 exons. NCBI's taxonomy places the organism in Eukaryota, Metazoa, Mollusca, Gastropoda, Lepetellida, Haliotidae. Gene Ontology annotation, molecular function: L-amino-acid oxidase activity; polyamine oxidase activity.
CUUAAACGUCAAAAAUUCCUAUUUUCGCUUUGAUUGAGACAUAGUCAUGUGACUGGAACACAGUAUAUAUAAAAAUACGGGACACUUCCUUUCAUUUGAACAUCCAGCGGACGCUAAGCCAACAUGGACAGUGACUCCGUUCCUCAAUAUCUACGUCGCCCACACUUGUCAGCUCUCGAUGACGUCACAUCCGGCUUGUACAACAGGGCUUCGAGUCACUGCAACACGCUCGGUUGCACGUGCAGAAAAACAGACUACCCCCCAGAACAGCAGGACUUAACCUCAAAGCCAUUUUACGAUGCCCUCAUUGACGGGGGACUGGAUUAUGUGUACGCCAAAAUGAACCUGCCUAAUCCCCAAGACCACUACAGGAAGACCACGCAUCACCGGAAGCACGUGAUCGUUGUAGGGGCCGGAACGUCUGGUCUGUCGGCGGCGUAUGAGUUGAGACAGGCUGGUCAUCAAGUAACGCUCCUGGAAAUACAGCACAGAGUUGGUGGACGAACUAAGACUAUCAAAGACAAAUUUUCAGAUGGACUCCAUGCAGAAGGUGGUGCUAUGCGGCUUCCCGAGAGUCACUACCUCACCAAGCACUAUAUUGACCUGUUCAACGUGCCAACAAGGCCGUUUCAGAACCAAAACCUGAAUGGCUUCCUCUCCUUCUACGGCGACCCCAAGAUAAAGAUGUCAGAAUGGGACGCCAACAGCGACUGGUAUUGUACAAAGUACUGGGAAGGCUGGGACGCCAAAAUAAUGCAGUUUAAAACAGAACUUGGCAUCAAGGGAAUAAACGACUACUUCGACAGGACGGUGGCCCCGGUAUAUGCGGAGCUUCGUAGUGACACGAGCCCGAAGGGUUGGGCGCGGUGGGUGAAGAAAUGGAGCCAGUUUUCUGUCCUUGAGUUUCUCAAGUCCGACACCUACCAGAGCCCAGCCGACAAGUACAAACUGAGACCAUGGCCGCAGAAAGCCCUUGAAGCUUACAGAGUGCGGAACUACAUACCCCUGAUCAACGCCAGCCUGGUGGAGUAUCUGAGGGCGUUGUUAGGCGAGUGGUGGAAGGAUCCCCUGUACACGCCCACUGGAGGUAUGGAGGAAAUUGCAAAGGCCUUCAUGCGGAAGAAUACAACAGGCUGGAACCCGGAUGUGGAUCUGAGUAAGGACAUCCGGUAUGGGAUCAAAGUAGAAGCCGUUGAGGAGGUUCAACAGCAACACGGAGAGAAAAUCGUGAGAGUUACUGGUCGGAACGACGCCACCAAACAGCCGGCAGAGUUCACGGGGGAUGCUGUGAUCAUAACCGUCCCCCUGACGGUGCUCCGACAGAUGAAGGUGCCCCUGACACGGCAAAGACAGCAGGCAGUAGAGGGUAUCUACUACGAGGCGUCUACUAAGGUCUUGCUGCAGUGUAGGACCAGGUUCUGGCAGAACCCGGACAACCUACAGGGAGGCUUCUCCAAGACAAACCUACCCAUUGGUCAGCUACACUAUCCAGACUGGGAAAAAUCGGGGAUACCGGAAAACGAGCGUGGAAUCCUCGUCGUCUACACAUGGGGCCAAGACGCAGAAAUGUUCGGCGCCCAAAAAACUGAAGAGGCAAUCGAGAACGCUGUGAAACAGGUCGCAACAAUCCACCCCGAGAUCGUUGAUAAUUUCGAAGUUGGGGCAGUACAAGCCUGGUUCAACGAACCCACAGCUCAAGGUGCAUUCGUGUAUCUAAAACCAGACCAAUAUAACGACAGCCUAUUGCAGCUUCUCAACUCAGACCAUCCUAUAUACCUAGCGGGAGAGGCGCUGUCGUGGUCCAAUGGCUGGAUACAAGGGGCGCUGGAAUCAGGCUUGAGGGCGGCCUACGAGUUCUACAGUCACAUUGAGAAGCAAUUCCCACCUCAGAUGAAGAGAUGUGGAUGUGCACAUCAAUAUGUGUGUUCUCAGUCUAAGGGGGACAUGUCCCAUCACGAGUUCUCAAACAAUGAGAAGUGUGGUUACCAGGGUCCUUGAGGUCAGAGAAGCAUGUACCCUGCAUAGCUGCAGCCGGGGAAACAGUGCUUGACAAUACUGCUUACAUGAUUGACUGAUACUUUACACGGCUACAGCCGGGGAAACAGUGCUAGACAAUACUGCUUACAUGAUUGACUGAUACUUUACACAGCUACAGCCGGGGAAACAGUAUAAGACAAUACUGCUUACAUGAUUCACUGAUACUUUACACAGCUACAGCCGGGGAAACAGUAUAAGACAAUACUGCUUACAUGAUUGACUGAUACUUUACACAGCUACAGCCGGGGAACCAGUACUAGACAAUCCUGCUUACAUGAUUGACUGACACUUUACACAUCUACAGUCUUGGAACCAGUACUAGACAAUACUGUUUACAUGAUUGAUUAAUAAUUUACAUAGGUACCCCCGGCACUAGCCAAAACCGAUUACAUGAUUGUCUACACACUCAGCAACAGACCAUGUUAAAGGACUUUAAACAAUUCGCAAAAGAAUAUAAUAACCGAUCAAUGAAUAUUGCACAGCCAAACCGAACAGCCCCUAUUGUGUGUUUCAUUACUUUCUGUUUGCACACGUCGAUUAUUCCUGUUGAGUUGAUAUUUUCGUUAUUGCCAGGACGAUACAGGUAUAGGCUAGCACUGUUCAGUGCAACAACUAUGACUCCCGUCAACUCGGAACGUAACGAACUACUGAGGAAAGUGAACACACGUUCGCUACGUCCUGAAACAGCUAAUCUUAAAUCAUGGCCACCGCUUACCACACACAGGCAUGGUACAUUGUUUCUACAUGACAUUGUAUUUGAUCAGCCAUGGUCUACUGUAACUUUCUGUUGCUUACCCAAACGAAACUGAAUAUAACAAAAUACACCACUCAACAUUUACUAAGGACCACACCUUUGACUAAAGAUUACUUUGGUUCUUAGCAAAUGAUGGGUAGUAUAAAUAAGUCACUUUUUCUUAGUGAGACAUGCAAAUAGUAUUGCUAUACACUCAUAUUUACAGUAUGUAUUAUACAUGUAUGUAGUAUGCAUAUAAUAAUAAUAAUGAUCAAUGUUAUAGUGAGGCAUACCUGCAUUCUGCAGUGUGACCUGAGCACAACCAUCGGUAGUCCUAGGUUCCUCACAGAAAGUAUUCACCAUGCUUUUCCCUUAUAGUGGAUAAUGCAAGGACUUUCCUUGGAAAGAUUCUCCUGCAACGUUCGAUUUUCGGUUAUAGUAGCAUCUUCCGAGCUUCUGAUGCAACGAUACUACCGAUACCCAGUAAUAACAAUGUAAUAGUGAAGUGAAUGCCAAGGUUAUAAUCACAGGCGUGUACUCGACUGACCGUUGUAGCCGUUACGCCCGUCUUGUGUGGGAAACGCUACUUGAAGUUGUAAUCCCCAAAAUGCUGUCGUAUGCAUUACUUACUAAUUUAUUACUUGUUUAUAACUAUGUGUGCACGUAACUGCAUAACUUGGAACCGGAACCGGAACUUGCUAUGCAUAGUUGUGUCCCUAUAUCGUGGGUUCGGAUCCCAGAUUCGCCUGAGUAUGUUUCUAGGUUUGUUACUGCCACCACC